AGAGGGCCGCGAGCUGCAAAGUACGACGACGGGACAAGAACGGUAGCCUUUAAAAAAAAGAAGAAACUAAUUUAUUUCUGACCAGAGGCCCUGCUGCUUCAAGGAACCGAACAGCUGUUCGAAGCGAAGUUCUGUCGGUUCCUAUCGGACGGGUGGCGUUCGUUACUUGGAACUCUUGUCGGGCCACCUACGAGAGCGAGAGUGGGACUCUUCUGGGGCUGUUCGCUCCGUUCCCUGCGGAACUUUUGCCCGAGUGCCACCUAGUGCUCUGCUCUCUGCGGCCGGUGUUGUGUCUCACACCUAUCCGAGAUGAGGAGGUUUGGCUGCAGCCCGUUGCAGUUGCUGAGACCCGCCUUAGCCGCUAGCCUGGCGCUGUGGCUGCUUUUGCUUCUCGCCGCCAGUGAACAGUGCCACGCUGACGAGGCGCCCUUGGGCUCUUCAGUCGGGGCGGCGGCAUCCUACCCCUUCAGCAGCACCACCCGAGCGACAAACGCGCCGGCCCGGCUCCACUCUACAGUUUCGGCCUCGGCAAGCGAUCCCCCUUGCUGCUGAUGGCCGACGAGCCGCCGGUAGACGCGGAUGUCGACGAGGACGAGGAAGACGAUGCGAUGGCCGAGGCUGCGGCUGCGUCCAGGACCGGCGGUUAUCUGGAGAAGCGCGGUCCCCGCGAACCCCUGCGCUACGGGUUCGGCCUGGGAAAGCGCAGGAGCGGCCACGAACGCGAGUACGUGCCCUACGACCAGGAAAAGCGUGAGCGGCACCGCUUUAGCUUUGGGCUCGGCAAGCGGGACAAGAAGUCCAAGUUGGAAGACUUCAUGAAGCGCAGGUACAACUUCGGCCUGGGCAAGCGCGGCAUCUACGGAGACGCCGACGCGGGCGAGCGUUGGAAGAGGAGCUUUUAAAGCGAAUGGUGCACUCAUGCCAGCACCACACGUCCCGCUUCCCCUACCCACUAACACUCGUCGUCUGCCUACGUUCUCCUCAGGCCACGAGGAGAGAAAAUUGUGAAUCAAUCACUCGGAGUAAAGAACAGGCAGACCACGUGAUAUGCCUUGUAAAUCUACCCCCAUUCAUCCCUGGAACAAAAUCUCUACAGCCCCGCUAUAUCCUCCGCUCCUCAAUGCUCCUCCUCCCGUUCGCAAACCGUGCGUCGGCCAGCGGGCCUUCUUAGGCCUGCUUAAGCGUAACUGGUAAGACUAACUGGCAAGCCUAAACAUGUUGCCUGCUGAGAGGGCGUUCUUAAAAAUAUAAUAAAAAAGGAAUGGUAGAGAGGAAUAUUAACAAUGCUAAGUACUUAAGAAUUCAGCGUAGGCUCGAUCAUGUUCACCGAGCUUCGUCAGGCCCAGUGAACCUGCGCAAAGAUCUUCCCGCCUUCUUGUUCUCGCUUUGAGUUGCAGCUCUUGUGGGUCGUGGACUUUUCUUGCUUGAAGUCAGUCAGUUUCUUUGGCAGGCAAGCAGUUUUUCCGGCGAAAUUGUGAAAACGUCGCGUACGAAGCGAUAUCGUAUGUGACAUAGUCACAUGUCCUCGUCGCUAUGUACCAAUGUACGGCUCACAGCUCGAAAGGCUGUGGAGGAUGUUGUCCAAUAGGCUAAUCAAUAAACCCUGACAUCGAGGUUGCGAAAACAUAAGAAAAUAAGCUUGUGAAAGUCAUUGUAUGUGUGUGUGUUCAGUGUGGAAUAAAACAAGCUCAAAGCGAUA
This is a messenger RNA of Rhipicephalus microplus (southern cattle tick), 1699 nucleotides long. RefSeq lists its product as uncharacterized. Lineage: Eukaryota; Metazoa; Arthropoda; Arachnida; Ixodida; Ixodidae. The record is from RefSeq and is a predicted model, not a curated record.